Humulus lupulus (European hop) is the source of this 1375-nucleotide messenger RNA. RefSeq lists its product as uncharacterized. The record is from RefSeq and is a predicted model, not a curated record. Lineage: Eukaryota; Viridiplantae; Streptophyta; Magnoliopsida; Rosales; Cannabaceae. The coding region runs from base 158 to 991 and encodes 277 amino acids. The transcript has 4 exons.
UCACAAGCGAAACAAGUAUUUUAUGUGAAUGAUCCUUCAGACAACCAAUGGUCAAUUGUUCUUCCAACGCAAACAAGAGAAUGGAACAUUAAAGAUGGUGAUUUACAUGAUAUACCUCUCGAAGAAGAACUUGUCACAUUCACCGCAAUAGAAGAUAAUGACGAAGUUGAUGAUGAUUGUAUUUGUUUCCGUGAAAAUGGUGAAGGAUUGUGGGUUGAUGAUAAUGGGUCUUGAGAUGGAGGUUGAUCCUUUUGGUGGUAGUUCUGCUGAGGGAGAGCAACGCCCUAAUUCUCAAUCAGUGGAGCAAGAAAAUAAAUCUGUGAGAGGACGUACAUGGAUGUCUAGAAACACCAAAAAAAGGAGUGAAGGACAUCUUACUCCUGUUGAAUACAAUGAGUAUGGUCAACUAGUGGGUGGAUCUAGAAGUAAUGUUUCAUCACAGCUUGGAUCAGUUGUUCGAGCAACUGUGUCCAUCAGCAUUAACAGUUGGAAAGAUGUUAGUGUGGUGGAUAAAAAUAAAAUAUGGGACACAAUGAAGAAAACUUAUGAUUUGGACCCCAAACAAAAGCAACAGAUGUUGAAGGAUGCGGGAAAGUACUUCCGAAAUUGGAAGACUAAUCUUACUAGGGUACACGUUUACGACGCUUUGAAAAAAUACCCAAAUGAGUUCCCGCCAGCUUUGCCAUUUGGAUUUGAGAAUGUCAUAACUCUGUAUAAAUGGUUAACGUUUGUGAACUCAAGAUUAACUCCCGAGUGGCAAAGAAAAAGAGAGGAGAUGCAAAAUUAUCGAGCACUGAAUAAAUACAAUCACAACCUCUCUACAGGAGGCUAUGUGCGUAUUGAAGAGAUGUUAAUGGAACAAAGUGGGAAAAGUCUGACUGAACUUGAUAGGGCAGACUUAUGGAGCAUGGGUCGUCGGAAUGCAAAAGGAGAGCUAAUUGGAGAGGCCUCUGAGAUUCAAAAAAAUAUUGAUCAUUACCGGCAACUCUAAGCUGAGGGUAAAUGGGCACCUGAUGGCCCUGAUGAUGUGCUGACGAGGGCGUUGGGCACUCCUGAGCCUCGAGGAUGUGUUAGGGCUGGAGGACACGGUGUGUCCCGCUCAGUAUACUGGAAUACUCCAACACCUACCUCAACGAGAAAUAAAUCAAAAGCCUCUUCUUCGAAUGACGACAUUAGAAAGGAAUUUGAAGAAAGAUUUCGAAAACAAGAAGAAGAGCAUCGUCAACAAGCACAACGCCUAGAAGAGUGCCUUCAGCAACAAGAUGAACUCUUGAGAAAAUUAUUGGCCCAACAGAGCGGGUCAGGAUCUAACGUUGGAGUCCCACCAGCGCCAUCAUCAUACUAUGUGCCCGACCCACCAGUGCCACCAGCGCAG